This is a messenger RNA of Danio rerio (zebrafish), 799 nucleotides long. The record is from RefSeq and is a predicted model, not a curated record. NCBI's taxonomy places the organism in Eukaryota, Metazoa, Chordata, Actinopteri, Cypriniformes, Danionidae.
GCUUCACUUUUCAGUCGAGUUUGUAUGUGUGCGGAUAUACGGAGCCUCUGGAAGUAUUUUGGCGAUUUUCAUUCAAUGCUUAUAUUUAUAUAACUCAUUAUUCCCUGCGUUUCUCCGUCUCGUAGAUGUGUCUGGGUUUCGCGAGUGAAUUGGAAGGAGUUUAUUUAUGUCCUGUAUAUUCAGGUCUAGACAGACAUGCAGCCUCCCCCAAGAAAGGUGAAAGUCACACAAGAGGUGAAACACACUCACACAGAGCAGCUGAACAGACUGCAGCUCAAACACCAGACCGACUUGGACUUCCUGGAGGAUCUGAGGACUUACAGCCAGAAGAAAGCACUAAUAGAGAAAGAUUACUCACAGGCUCUGCAUAAACUUGCCUCGCAGUAUUUGAAACGAGAGUGGACCGGAGCCCCAUCAGAGGAGCCCAGAGACUCCAGAAACAUUUGGGCCGUAUGGAGAUCCUACUUGGAGGGUGUAAUGAAAGUGAGCCAGUCACGAAUUAACAGAUGCGAAAACUACAGGAGCCAGAUCUCAGAUCCUGUGAAGACAUUCAGAACGCAGAAAGACCUGCAGCUGAAGAGGUGUAGUGAACAGCUGUCCAGAGCUCAAGCCGAUCUGCAGGGGACGAUCAGAGACCUGGAGAAGAGCAGGAAAACCUACCAGGAGGCCGAACAAACAGCGCAGAGCGUCCGAGAGAAAGCCGAGAUGGAGGCCAAGUCAAGGCUCAGUCUGUUUCAGUCGCGCUCCAGUUUGAAGAGGGCGAGUGUGAAGGUAAUGUAGGGAUACCCCACUAACCAUU